Molecule: messenger RNA, 863 nt
Organism: Coregonus clupeaformis (lake whitefish)
Lineage: Eukaryota; Metazoa; Chordata; Actinopteri; Salmoniformes; Salmonidae
Product: ATP synthase subunit O, mitochondrial-like
Exons: 8
Coding region: 1-591 (196 amino acids)
Biological process (GO): proton motive force-driven mitochondrial ATP synthesis
Molecular function (GO): proton-transporting ATP synthase activity, rotational mechanism
Source: RefSeq, a predicted model, not a curated record
AUGGUUCCGUCAGUUCAGCACUUGGCUGACCAGGCAAGUGCUGGUCAAGCAGCCAGCAAGCAGGGUAGACUGGAACAGGUAGAGAAGGAGCUGGUCACAGUGUCUGCCCUAGUCAAGGACCCCAAGCUGUCUACCCCACGCCCCAUGGGUCUCCCGGUCGCGGCCAGCUACGACAGAGCCUGGAUUCGAACCAGGAUCUCUAGUGGCACAGAGAUCCUGGUUCCACUCAGGAGAUCAGUGGGUAGCCAGCCUUAUGUCAGACUUGUGUAUCUGUCUGGACAGACAGAUGUUAUGGCUAAUAACAGCCGUCUGACCUCUGACGUCAUCUCAACCUUCAGCAAGAUGAUGAGUGCCCACCGUGGAGAUGUCAUCUGUACUGUCACCACCGCACAGUCUCUGGAUGCUGCCAACCUCAAAGACCUGAACGUUGCUCUGAUUGGCUUCCUGGCCAAAGGAGAGACGCUCAAGCUGGAGACUAAGUCUGACCCCUCCAUCCUGGGUGGAAUGAUAGUCAGCAUCAGGGACAAGUAUGUGGACAUGUCUACCAAGACCAAGAUCCAGAAACUGACCAAGAUCAUUAGGAAGACCUAAGAAUUGGCAUAGAAUGUGCCCCAAAUGGCACCAUAUUCCCUAUCUAGUGCACUACUUUUAGCCAGGGCCAAUAGGGUUCUGGUCAAAAGUAGUGCACUAUAUAGGGCUACGAGGCCAGGCUGAGGGAAUAGGGUGCCAUUUGGGAUUUAUUUUUAUGCAUAAUCAACUGGACCUGUGAACUCAAUAGGAAAUGAAUGGGGACAAUGUUAAGGGGAAAUGCUUAUGGAUAUUAUUGCUUCCCAGCUUUUGAGUAUUACAGUAAAUCCAGUCUU